UACAACCAUGGCUAGAGUUCUUCGCUUCCUCGCUGUUUUACUGGUAGCUAUAGCUGUCGUAAAUGCUGAAACCUUCGAAGAUAAUGCUGAUAAUCCUGAAGAGGUAGCAGCAGAAUCCGAGCUUCUAAACUUAAAUGAAGGUUUAGAAAACCUCUCUGAUCAAGUAGAGUACAAAGCCGAGGACAGCGAAGAAACGGAAGAAGAACAGCCAGAAGAUGCUCCUAUAGAACAAGACACCGUGAAAGAAGAAACUUCAUACGAGGCAGCUGAGGAGGAGAGUGACCCAGAGGAGGAUGCCCAAGAAGACUAUCCACAAGAUGACGAUGAAAUAGAGCAUGACAUGGAAAACAGUGAAGAAGACGAGGAAUUGGAAGAAGAGCAAGAUGAGGACUAUUCAGAUUCAGACCGAGAAGAGGGUUUCUUAGACAUGCCAAAGGAAGACGUUACUUGUGGUAAACAUUUCUUCAGUCUGACAAAAAAAUGUUGCAAUGGCAAAGUGGUCCCAAAGAAAUUCAUAUGCCUUAGUCUUCCCCUGAAGUGUGGUUGGCGUCGCUACAACCCAAAGACCCACCGAUGCUGUAACCUCGGAAAAUUGCGUAAAGUCGUUCCACGAUAUGCAAUCUGCCCUAGUCCUCCCCUAACGUGUGGUUUGCGUCGCUACAACCCAAAGACCCACCGAUGCUGUUACCUCGGAAAAUUGCGUAAAGUCGUUCCACGAUAUGCAACCUGCCCUAGACCUCCCCUAACGUGUGGUUUGCGUCGCUACAACCCAAAGACCCACCGAUGCUGUUACCUCGGAAAAUUGCGUAAAGUCGUUCCACGAUAUGCAACCUGCCCUAGACCUCCCCUAACGUGUGGUUUGCGUCGCUACAACCCAAAGACCCACCGAUGCUGUUACCUCGGAAAAUUGCGUAAAGUCGUUCCACGAUAUGCAACCUGCCCUCGUCCUCCCCUAACGUGUGGUUUGCGUCGCUACAACCCAAAGACCCACCGAUGCUGUUACCUCGGAAAAUUGCGUAAAGUCGUUCCACGAUAUGCAACCUGCCCUAGACCUCCCCUAACGCGAACGUGUGGUUUGCGUCGCUACAACCCAAAGACCCACAAAUGUUGUGAUCGCCGAAUACUCACUCCCUUAUAUCGUAGUUGCCCUCUGAAGUACUAGUGGUUUCCCACAAUCCAGUGAUCUGCCAAGUACCUUGACCAGAAAGUCAACGAAUUUUUCCUCGUGGGAGUUUUCAUGAAAAGUAACAAUAUGGGUAAAGCCGCACUACUCUAAGUAAAACUUAAGAGCAAUUAAUGUCCUAAUCUGACGACGAUGCUAAUGUUUAAGACAUUUAUGUAAUGUU
This is a messenger RNA of Pocillopora verrucosa, 1346 nucleotides long. RefSeq lists its product as uncharacterized. Lineage: Eukaryota; Metazoa; Cnidaria; Anthozoa; Scleractinia; Pocilloporidae. The record is from RefSeq and is a predicted model, not a curated record.